AGAACCAAGCCAUAUUAUACUCACUCAGCAUUCAUCUCUUGCAUACUUUCGUAUAUACAUUAUCGUGCUUGUUGUUAAGCAAAACAUGGCAUCCUCAAAGGCUUUUCUUCUUCUUGUUCUUGUCUUUGCUGUUCUCCUCAUCUCCUCUGAGGUCUCAGCUACUCCAACUCUGUCAGAGGAGAGUACAGUCAACGGUGAUGGCCACGGAUAUGGAGGGUAUGGCCACGGACAUGGAGGUUAUGGCCACGGACAUGGAGGGUAUGGCAAAGGACAUGGAGGGUAUGGCAAAGGACAUGGAGGUUAUGGCAAAGGACGUGGAGGGUAUGGCCACGGCCACCACGGCAAAGGGGGGCCUGGUGCUGCUGAGACGGAAAUCGAGAAUUAGAUAACAUGUUAGUUUCUGUGACUUACGUUGCAGGUGUGUUGUAAGGGUAGUAGUACGAAAUAAAGUUGUUUGGUUGAGUAAUCUAUAUGAACUCUCAAUCAUAGACUCGUCUUAAGCUUGUUCUCGUGUUCUCUGUAAUAUACGCAUUGGAAUGUGUUCUCUUAUUAUGUGAUAAAAUGUGAUGUAACUUGCUCAAUGCAUAUUAUGUAAAAAAUGUUUAGUA
Messenger RNA from Prunus mume (Japanese apricot), 608 nucleotides. RefSeq lists its product as uncharacterized. Lineage: Eukaryota; Viridiplantae; Streptophyta; Magnoliopsida; Rosales; Rosaceae. The record is from RefSeq and is a predicted model, not a curated record.